This is a messenger RNA of Dromiciops gliroides (monito del monte), 4668 nucleotides long. RefSeq names its product ral guanine nucleotide dissociation stimulator (gene RALGDS). Gene Ontology annotation, biological process: positive regulation of GTPase activity; Ras protein signal transduction. Lineage: Eukaryota; Metazoa; Chordata; Mammalia; Microbiotheria; Microbiotheriidae. Gene Ontology annotation, cellular component: plasma membrane. Gene Ontology annotation, molecular function: guanyl-nucleotide exchange factor activity. The transcript has 18 exons. The record is from RefSeq and is a predicted model, not a curated record. The coding region runs from base 220 to 2568 and encodes 782 amino acids.
GUGCAGCCCCAGCGGCAGGGGCAGGCUUGCCGGGGCCGCUCCCCGCGAGCCGCGAGCCUCCGGGCUGUGGGCUGGGUUGGGGGGCGGGGGCGGCUCCACGCGCCCGCUCGCUGGCUCGCAAGAUGUGUGCUCGACUGCAGGGCACUGCCCAAAGGGCCCGCGUCCCCCAGAGGAGCUGAACGCCAGCUGGCAGAGGAUUGCCCGGGGACGGGGCUGAGAAUGGAGGGCCGGCCUUUAUUCAACGUGCAGAAGGCACUAGUACAGCCCAUGCAGGUGUUCAUGUUGGACAUCCCGCUGAGUGUGCAGGACGACGAGAGCUCCACACAGGAGAUUGGAGAAGAGCUGGCAGAUGACAUCAUCUACAGUAUCUCUCUGCGUAAAGUACAACUCCAUCACACCGCCAACAAGGGACAGCGAUGGCUGGGGUUUGAGAAUGAGUCUGCUUUGAACUUGUAUGAGACCUGCAAAGUUCGUACCAUCAAGGCAGGGACGCUGGAGAAACUGGUGGAAUACUUGGUAUCAGCCUUCAGAGGCAAUGACUCCACCUAUGUCACCAUCUUCCUGUGUACCUACCGUGCCUUUGCCACCACCAAACAGGUGCUGGAUCUCCUGCUCAACAGGUAUGGCCGACUACACCCUCAAGCCAAUGGGGAUCGUGGGCAGCAGGCCACAGAUGACCGGCUGGAGCUAAAAAACACCAUUUCCUCCAUUCUGGGAGCCUGGUUGGACCAAUACUCUGAGGACUUUCGACAGCCCCCAGACUUCACCUGCCUCAAACAGCUCGUCUCCUAUGUUCAGCACAACAUCCCUGGUUCAGACCUUGAACGCCGAGCCCACCUCCUCCUCGCCCAGUUCCAGAGACAGGAACCCAGUGAGGCAGAGCCAGAAGUCCCAGAGUCUGUCUGCUCCUUCCAUCUGACAGAAGAAAAUGGACUGGGAGAAGGAAAACCUGACUUCCUGGUCUUCUCUCCAGAGAUGGUCGCAGAACAGUUCACAUUAAUGGAUGCGGAGCUGUUUAAGAAGGUGGUCCCCUAUCACUGCCUGGGCUGCAUCUGGUCCCAGAGAGACAAAAAAGGCAAUGAACACUUGGCACCCACCAUUCGGGCCACUGUCUCCCAGUUCAACUGUGUCACCAACUGCGUCAUUGCCACAUGUCUAGGAGACCGAGGUCUGAAGCCCCAGCAGCGAGCCAAGGUGGUGGAGCGGUGGAUUGAGGUGGCUCGGGAAUGCCGAAUACUCAAAAACUUCUCCUCCCUCCGUGCCAUCCUCUCUGCCCUGCAGUGCAAUGCAGUUCAUCGCCUAAGGAAGACCUGGGAUGAAGUGGCAAGGGAAAGUUUCCGAAUCUUCCAUGAGCUGUCAGAGAUCUUCUCUGAUGAGAACAACCACUCACUAAGCCGGGAGCUCCUCAUUAAGGAGGGGACCUCAAAGUUUGCCACACUAGAAAUCAACCCCAAGAGAGCCCAAAAGAGGCAGCAGCAGCAGCGGGAGAUGGGCGUCAUGCAAGGCACUAUUCCAUACCUUGGCACCUUCCUCACAGACCUGGUGAUGCUGGACACAGCUAUGAAGGACUACCUGGAUGGGGGCCUGAUCAACUUUGAGAAGAGGAGAAAGGAGUUUGAAGUGAUUGCCCAGAUCAAGCUGCUGCAGUCAGCCUGCAACAAUUACAGUUUCACACCAGAAGUUCGCUUUACAGCUUGGUUCCAUAGCAUGGAGAAGCUCAGUGAAUCUGAGAGUUAUAGUUUGUCCUGUGAGCUGGAACCCCUGUCAGAAUCUGCCAGUAACACCCUGAAGGCCAAGAAGAACACAGGGAUUAUCAAACGAUGGAGCGAUCGCCAGGCCCCCAGUGCAGAGCCCAGCACUAGUGGCAGUUCCCAUUCCAAGUCCUUCGACCAGCUCAAGUGUGGGCCCUACCUGUGCAGUGGGGAUGGAGCAGACUCCCUCAGCGUCACCUCAGCAGGUUCCUCCAGUUCAGACGUGGAAGAAAUUAACAUCACCUUCGUCCCAGAGUCUCCAGACUGCCAGGAGAAAAAGUUCUGGGAGUCGACAUCCUUGUCCUCCCUGGACACAUCGGGUAUCGGGUCCGGCUCCAGCAGUGCCUCGUCCUCCUCCGUCUCCUCCACGCCGGUGACUGCCUCCCGCACCCACAAGCGCUCCGUCUCGGGUAUCUCCAGCUACUCCUCCCUCUCCCUCCCCCUCUACAAUCAGCAGAUUGACGAUUGCUGUAUCAUUCGAGUGAGUCUGGCUGUGGACAAUGGCAACAUGUACAAGAGUGUUCUGGUGACAAGCCAGGAUAAGACCCCAGCGGUGAUUCGGAAAGCCAUGGUCAAACACAACUUGGAUGGCGACCAGCCAGAGGACUAUGAGCUGGUGCAGAUUAUCUCUGAGGAAAGAGAGCUGAAGAUCCCAGACAACGCCAAUGUGUUCUAUGCUAUGAACUCCACUGCCAACUAUGACUUUGUCCUGAAGAAGAGGGGCUUCCCUAAAGGGGUAAAGGUCAAGCAUGGAGCCAGCUCGACGCUGCCCAGAAUGAAACAGAAAGGCCUCAAGAUCGCCAAAGGCAUCUUCUAACUCUCUCACCUCCUUUGGGCAGUGGUCCUAGGCCUCACCACCUCUCCCUGGAGCCACAAAGCACUUAGAGGCCUGGGCUUCCCACCCAUGUCCCUUCCACCGGGGUCCCUUCCACCGGGGUCUUUGCCCAUACCUUCCUGCACAGAUUAGCUCCCCUGACCUUCAGGGACUUUUUUGGGACACCUUCCCACUUUGAUUUUUUUCUACGUGGUUUUGGACACUUGAGUGCUCUCUUUCCUACCCAAUAUGACGCCCCUAAGACUUGGGCUGACCGGGUUCCCACCCCCUCUUCUCAACCCCCAACAACCACCUCAUUGCCUUAGGUGCCUUCUGCUUUACAAGAACCAGAAGACAGAACAAUUUUCUUUUUUUGCCAAGGAACUCUGCCAAUGGGCACCAGUGCCCCAUCCCCUCCCUGAUACUGUUCUUCAAAUGGAUCUCCAGCUCCUAAGCUGAUGGUCACUGCCACAUUCCUUGCCCAGUGGGCAUACUGGAGCAUUAAUUCCCAAAAGGAUUUGACCACACUUCUUCCAGAGUUUCCCCAGUCACCUGCCCCACCUGUACCCCUGUCAUCCACCCUCAGUGUCCCCAUGGUCACUCCCAUACAGGGUGGAGGUGGGGCAUGGGAGUGGAGCAUUUCUCUCUCCCAAUCACCAUAAGUUGGAUCUGGCCCCAGAACACGGGUUUUGCCUCCCAGAUCUCUAGCCCUAUACCUGCACCAAAGAUUCUAUCUCAAGGGACACACCAGGGCAAGGAGGACCCACUGACCCUUCCCUCUGCACUCUGGGAGAGGUAGGGGCCCCUGUAAAUAUACAGCAUGACUCACUGUGGUGAGCAAGGGGAGGGGUCAGGCCAGGUUCCUGCUGACGUUGAAUUCUCAACCACACCAAGUGCCACUAACCUUGGACUUUGCAGACAUCAUAAGAUGAUGAAUGAGGGCAGUUAGGGUGGGGGAAAGAAGGAAAUGACUGAAUUUUUGUAAAAAAAAAAAAGAAAGAAAACAAAAAAGAAAAGAAAAAUGUUUACUGAUGGGGGGGGUAAUAUUUAUUUGUUGUAAAUAGAAAACAUUAGACUUGUACAUUCUACUAAAUCCUGUUAAACCAUGGCUUGAGUUUCUCUGUUUUGCUCUGAAGUUGGUCACCUGUGUGUGCUCCCAGGUCUCCCUCACAGCACACGUGCUUUAUUCUCUUUGGGAAGGUGGGAAGGGGCUAGGGGAGAUGCUAAGAAAGAAUGCACACUGAGACCAGGAAGCCUGGCUUCUAGUCCCACUUUUGCCACUAAAGUUAGUACUUUGUCACAGUGACUUCCUUUCUGGACACCUGUUUUCACAUCUGUAACAAUAAUACUUCUGGAUAGUCCUGUGCGGAGGUGUGAGCAUAGCUAUCCCUGUAUUGUGUGUAAGAUUGUUUGAAGUGUGGGGAUAUGGAUAUCAAGAUGGUAGGAGUGGAAACCCCCUCUCCCUACAGAUUUCCAACCUGACCCCGAAAUCCCGUUAUGUUUUAGAUGGAAUGAAGUUGUGUAAUCCCUGACUAGGUCCUUAAGUGGGGAAGGAAAGGGAUAUAGUUCUAGAAGAAGUGACCAGGCUUGCCCCUUGGCCAGAUUACUCUAGGAGCUUGGAGUCAUUGCAGGGAGUCAUAUCAAUCAAUCAAUAAGCAUUAAUGAAGCUCCUGAUGUUCAUAGCUCUGUGCUAUGAACUCCAUUGUCAACUAUGACUUUGUCCUGAAGAAGAGAGGCUUCCCUAAGGGGGUAAAGGUCAAGCAUGGAGCCAGCUCGACACUGCUCAGAAUGAAACAGAAAGGCCUGAAGACAUCAAGUAUCAGGUCAGAGAUGGGGCUUUGGAGACAACUAAAUCCCAGAAUGUCAGUACAGCAAAAGGACCUCAUGUGCCUUCUAUUCCCAUACCUUCACUUCGCUGGGAAGGAACAUUGAGGCCCAGAGAGGUUAAUAAACCCUGCUUGCCUAAGAACACAUGCAUGGUACUAUACAAUACUUGAUUUGGAGUAAGAGGACCUGGAUUUGAAUCCUAGCCCUUAAUGUUUCUGUGUGAUCUGUUAAUACCUGGGCAAGUAGUUUCUUCUAGACUUGGUUCCCCUAUCUUAA